Suricata suricatta (meerkat) is the source of this 2750-nucleotide messenger RNA. RefSeq names its product matrix metallopeptidase 23B (gene MMP23B). The record is from RefSeq and is a predicted model, not a curated record. Gene Ontology annotation, biological process: collagen catabolic process; extracellular matrix organization; proteolysis. The transcript has 8 exons. The coding region runs from base 1518 to 2705 and encodes 395 amino acids. Gene Ontology annotation, cellular component: extracellular matrix. NCBI's taxonomy places the organism in Eukaryota, Metazoa, Chordata, Mammalia, Carnivora, Herpestidae. Gene Ontology annotation, molecular function: metalloendopeptidase activity; zinc ion binding.
CCCCCUACCCAGGCGGUCCUGACCGGCCUCCUUUCCGCCGCUGCCCCAGCUCUGGGCUCUGCGCUUUGGCCCAUUACCCGCGCGUCUGGCUCUUUCCGACGCUCACACCCCCAGACGCUUGCCCAGACCCCUCCUCUAGGCGGAGGCACGGGCCGCCUCCUACGGCCCUGACCUGGGGGCCCGUGGAAGGAUGGGGUCCGGGAGUGUGGUGUCCUUUAGAAGCCCUGGGUCGGCCAGAGUCCCGGUGCCCGCCCAGCUGGGGGGGGGGGCUUUCUGGUUGCCAUCCCCGCCCCUUAAUCUUUUCCUGGGCGGACUUUGUAGUCGCCUCCGCCCUUGUCCUCUCGGUGGCCCAUGGGGUCCCUGCUAAACAGGGAGCUGGGGAAGGGGUGUGUUUGGGGCCCGGGGCACCACUUAGGGUCUUAGGAACGUUGAAGGGCAAGUACAUGGUACUGGGGAGAGGGCAGGACACAGGGUAGGAGGAUCAGUCUGUGGGGGCAAAUACUGAACCAUGAAGAGCUUACAGCUGCACUCAGCAGCCUGGUGCUUUCCAAGAACCACCCGAAACGCUCCCCCCGGAACCUCGGGGCUGCCAGCACUUUGGCACUGACCCCGCCAGCCUGGCGUGUGGCUGUCACUCUGGGCGCUGGGCCUUUUGGAGAACAGGGAGGGUCAGGACCCCCAACUGGGUCUGGCAUUCUGCCUCUCCCCUCGCUCCCUCUCAGCACCGAUCGAUCACUCUUGGUCCUGGAUCCCAGGUCCAGCUGGGAGGAGGCCUCACCAACACCCCGCCGGGCUUAGCUCCUGCAGCCUACAGGUGGUCCUAGGGCCUCGGGACACUCACUGCCUCCCUGCCUGCCCACUCAGACCCUUUGCAGGCCUUGGGCCUGGGCACAGGUUCCGCCUCCCACAACCCCUGCACCCCACUAAGCCCCUUCUCGGUCCCUUCCCUCCAACUCUGACAGCUUGGUGCUCUGCCGCACUGCCCCCAGGCCACCUGCCCCCUCCCCUGCCUCUCGCCCCGCCUCGCCGCCACGAACCCUGUACUCACUCUCCUAGUGCCCUCCCCUUUCUCCGGGACCCUGUCAGGCAGCCUCUCGCUCCGCAAUGGGACUUGUCCCAAGGUGGCUGGAAUGGAGGUUCGUUCCCCGGUCUCAUUCGGUGGUGAGGGUGCUGAAGAGAUUCCAUCCAGGGAAAAAGUGGGUCCCAGGACACCAACUGACUACCCUUCCUUACGCCUGAGCUUCUAUCCCGUCUCGCGCCGCCUGGCCCUCCUCGCGCCCCCUCCCCCCAAGUAACCCCGCCCAGCAAGCCCUGCCCAGGCUGCUGCCACCGACCCACAGGCCCUGGGUCCGCACCCGCACUGGCGCGGCAGGGCUGUCCUGACAGCGGACGGCCAGUUGGUUCCCUUCAGGGGCACGCGCCUCCCCCUGCACCCACCCCUGUAACCCGAGCCGCUUCAGCGCCUCCCCGCGCAGCCCCACUGGGCCCUAGGCCCCGACAGCGAGUCCGCAGGCGCCAUGGGCCUCGGGGCCUGCGUGUCCUCGGCGGCGGCGUCGGGGCCCCGAGCCCAGGCCGGCCGUUUGGGAGCUGUGCUGGGUGCCCUGUGCCUGCUGCCCGUUCUCAUGAUGCUGGCUCGGCUGGGGGCCCCCUCGGCCAGGCUGGCAGCCAGCGCCUCGCAGGGAGAUCUCGCCGCACCCAACCCCUCGGGUGUCCUGGCCACCCCGGGACCCGGUCCUCUGCCCCUCCAGGCGCCCCGCAGACGUCGCUACACGCUGACCCCCGCCAGGCUGCGCUGGGACCACUUCAACCUCACCUACAGGAUCCUUUCCUUCCCACGGAACCUGCUGAGCCCCAGCGAGACCCGGCGGGCCCUGGCCACCGCCUUCCGCAUGUGGAGUGACGUGUCCCCCUUCAGCUUCCGAGAGGUGGCCCCCGAGCAGCCCAGCGACCUCCGCAUAGGCUUCUACCCGGUCAACCACACGGACUGCCUGGUCUCCGCGCUGCACCACUGCUUUGACGGCCCGACGGGCGAGCUGGCCCACGCCUUCUUCCCCCCGCACGGUGGCAUCCACUUCGAUGACAGCGAAUACUGGGUCCUGGGCCCCACGCGCUACAGCUGGAAGAAAGGCGUUUGGCUCACUGACCUGGUGCACGUGGCGGCCCACGAGAUCGGCCACGCGCUGGGCCUGAUGCACUCGCAGCACGGCCGGGCUCUCAUGCACCUCAACGCCACGCUGCGCGGCUGGAAGGCCCUGUCGCAGGACGAGCUGUGGGGGCUGCACCGACUCUAUGGCUGUCUGGACCGGCUGUUCGUGUGCACAUCCUGGGCACGGAGGGGGUUCUGUGACACCCGCCGGAGGCUUAUGAAGAGGCUCUGUCCCAGCAGCUGUGACUUCUGCUACGAGUUUCCCUUCCCCACGGUGGCCGCCACUGCACCGCCACCCAGGACCAAGACCAGGCUGGUGCCUGAAGGCCGGAAUGUGACCUUCCGCUGCGGACAGAAGAUCCUCCACAAGAAAGGCAAAGUGUACUGGUACAAGGACCAGGAGCCCCUGGAGUUCUCCUACCCUGGCUACCUGGCGCUGGGCGAGGCGCACCUGAGCAUCAUCGCCAAUGCCAUCAACGAGGGCACAUACACGUGCGUGGUGCGCCGGCGGCAGCGUGUGCUCAGCACCUACUCCUGGCGGGUCCGGGUGCGGGGCUGAGCGCCUGCGGGGCCGAAACCGCUGAUAAAACACUUUCUCUCUGAA